AUGAUCAGCAUCGUGCCGACAUCAGCUGCCAGUCAGACUUCGAAGGACUACGAAUCCUUGCUCGCAGGAGGCGACUUGGUGGAGCAACUGAAGCAGUGCCUGCUAGGCAAAUGCCGCAGCUCAGAUGUCAAGGUCCUCCUGGAGCUCCGAGCAGAUCCGAACAGCAGUUUCCCAUACACUCUGGGGCCCAAGGAGUUCAUGGGAUCGCCCUUGACCUUGGCAGUGAAGCGCGAUCUGCCCAACGUGGUCCGCCUGCUCUUCGCAUACCAAGCUCAUCCAGAGACAGCCUACUCUAUGACGGCAGGACGCUCCGGUGUGAGAUGGACUGGCCCAGCCGUAUGCGCUACCAUUGCAAGGGGCAAUCUCUCGAUGAUGCGGCUGCUGGUAGACUUUGAAGCCAACCUGAAUGGACGGGUGAUAAAGUUCAACGGCGAGCCCAACGUAACAUUGCUUUAUGAUGCAAGCUACUUUGGCCAUGCGCAUCUGGUGCGGUACCUGCUGCAGCAGAAGGGCAACCCUGACACGGCCGUGAAGUCUCAGGACGACAUGACGAUCACCAAGACUGCCUUGCAUAUCGCCGCAUCUCUGGGCCACGAAGAGGUGGUUCGGGUUCUCCUGGCGGCAAAAGCACAGAUCUCCCAUGCCCUGGCCGAUGGGGGCGGCCCACCCGAGCUGAAGGAUGCUGUGGAUGGCUGUCACGUGGAGGUCGUUAAACUGCUCGUUCAAGGGAAGGCCGACGUCUUCGGUGGCGAUGUGGGCAGACGCGGCAUUGAUCACCUUUUCGAGGCCAACAAUUCCGUCUUGGUGGCGGCGGCUGCCACGGGUCUGAAGCAGGCAACUGGCUCAGGAUCCUCUUCUAUGCUGGUUGAGGAUUUCAUCCACUUCCUCUCAACGCCCGAUGCCGAGGAGAUUGUCAACGCAGUCUUCUGCAACUGCGAGCUGCGCUAUUGGCAAGGAGAACGCCGGCUGGUUUGGCGAACCGCAUACGUGCCGCAUGGCGACAUGAAUGUCGCAGUCGGACCGACAAAGGAGCAUUUCGAAAGGAAGUUCCAGCAUGAGAUGGAACGGGCGGCAUCGCAGAACACAGGACUUCCGGAAGGAUAUCAGGACGGUGAGGAUGAGGACUUCUUGUCGUGCCUCCUUCCUCACAGGUUCGAGAAACUGCCCGGCCAGUCCCAGAUACCGGUGCACAUUUUUCAGUGCCUCCUGCCUGGGCUGCACAGAGACCCAGAGGUCUUGUGGGUGAUCGCAUCUGGUGUCAACGACCGCAUCUUCGAUCAGAAGGGCGCGCGGGCCAUCAUUCAGCUGGCAUGGCGAGAAGCCGAAAUCUGGCAGAUCAUUGCCUUUGCCCUG
Messenger RNA from Symbiodinium necroappetens, 1353 nucleotides. The record is from the annotation of a GenBank genome assembly. Lineage: Eukaryota; Dinophyceae; Suessiales; Symbiodiniaceae.